Molecule: messenger RNA, 1965 nt
Organism: Nipponia nippon (crested ibis)
Lineage: Eukaryota; Metazoa; Chordata; Aves; Pelecaniformes; Threskiornithidae
Source: RefSeq, a predicted model, not a curated record
AUGCUCUUAAACCAGCUGAAAGAGAUCACAGGAAUUCAAGAUUCAGCUUUCCUCCAUGCGGCUCUAAAGGCUGCUAAUGGAGACCUAACGGAAGCGGUCACCUUCCUGACGGAGGAGCACGCUCGGGAGCCGGCUCAGGACGCGGCCGCUGCAGAGCCGUCCGCUUGGGAAGGGAGCGCUGUGGGCAAACAGCUCCCACAAAAUGUUACUGCUGCACUUACCCCUGACAACAAAGAUGACCUCCGCGCAGUCGACGCCUUCAGACCACUGGAAUCGCCAAAAGCUCAGGCUGCAGAAAGAGACGCUGCUGAAAGACCGCAGGAGGCGCGUUCCGCUGAAAGCAAAAAUCGCUCCAAAAGGAAACGCUGUGAAGUCUGGGGAGGGAACCCCAAGCAGAAUGACUGGAGAAGAGUGGGCGACUGGCCCGUUGGAAUGAAAAAUAUUGGCAAUACGUGUUGGUUUAGCGCUGUCAUACAGUCGCUGUUUCAGCUGCCGGAAUUUCGGAGGCUGGUCCUUGGGUACUCCCUCCCUCAAGACGUGCUUGAAAGUUGUCGUAGUCGCGCUGGAAAAAGAAAUAUUGUGUUCAUGCAAGAACUUCAGUGUCUGUUUGCUUUAAUGCUGGGGACGCGUCGUAAGUUUGUGGACCCUUCUGCAGCACUGGAACUCUUGAGGGAUGCGUUUAGAUCCGCUGAAGAACAGCAGCAAGAUGUGAGUGAAUUUACACACAAACUACUGGACUGGCUGGAGGAUGCGUUCCAGCUCGCUGUGAACGUCAAGAGCCCUGGGGACAAAUCCGAAAACCCGAUGGUGCAACUUUUCUACGGGACUUUCUUGACUGAGGGUGUCCAUGAGGGCAACGCUUUUUCCAAGAUCGAAGCCUUUGGUCAGUAUCCCCUUCAGGUAAACGGUUAUCGAAACUUGAAUGAGUGCUUGGAAGGAGCCAUGGUGGAGGGAGAGAUGGAUGAGGCGACGGCAUCUCAGUCGGUGAAGUAUGGACAGGAGCGCUGGUUUACAAAACUCCCACCAGUACUGACCUUUGAACUCUCCCGAUUUGAGUUCAAUCAGUCACUGGGACAGCCAGAGAAAAUUCACACCAAGCUAGAAUUUCCCCAGACUAUUUAUAUGGACAGGUACCUCUACUGCAGUAAAGAGCUCAUUCAGAUGAAGAGAGAAGAAAUGAAGAGGCUGAAGGAGAAAAUGGCGAUUCUGCAGCAGAAACUGGAAAGGUACAUGAAAUACGGCUCUGGCCCAGCCCGCUUUCCGCUGCCUGACAUGCUCCAGUACGUUCUCGAAUUCAUCGCUACAAAGCCAGCUGUAGAUUCUUCUGCUCGGGGCUCUCGGACAACGCUCCUGCAGUCCCCAGCCGAGCCUCGUGUUCUGGACGUGCUUUCGCAGCCGAACGGCAUACUAGAAAGGAAGGAUACUGGGACUGAAGAUGCGGCUUUCUUUUUGGCAAAUCCCUCGCCGCAGCAAAAAUCGAGCACGCCGCUCCAGCCUUCUGGUCCGCCAGCAGAAAUGUCUGAAGGUCCGGCUCCUCACGUGGUUUCCGAGGAAGAGCUGACCCUUGUUCGGACAUGUCUGCAGCGAUGGAGAAACGAGAUCGAACAAGACGUGCAAGAUCUGAAGGAGUCUAUUACCAGGAUCAGCCUGUCCAUUGAACAAAUGUACUGUGACCCUCUCCUCCAGCAGGUUCCCUACCGGUUGCACGCUGUCUUGGUGCAUGAAGGGCAAGCAAAUGCUGGUCACUACUGGGCCUACAUAUACGACCAGCCUCGAAAAAGCUGGCUCAAAUACAACGACAUCUCAGUGACAGAAUCAUCGUGGGAAGAAUUGGAGAGAGAUUCCUUCGGAGGCUUGAAGAAUGCCAGUGCCUACUGCCUGAUGUACAUAAGCGAUAAGGUGUCCCGCUUUGUUGCAGCCUUUCCUAGUGCAUGCGUUAUUGGUAACAGCGGCUUAGACUCGCAA